GACUUGUUUGUCACACAAUGACGUCUGAGUGCUUAAUAGGUCAUCCGUGAUCUUAAAGGCCGCCAUUUUUGCGGAAGCUUACAGAGUUUGACUAUUGUUGAAGAUAUUACGAUGUCUGUUACUAAUAUAAGCGAGGAAAAUAUAGUAUGGAGUGGUCAAGACUUCAAGUUAAGCGAUUUUGUAGAGGUUUAUCCUCCCCCGCAGAUUGUGAAAGUCGAGGAGGGRUACAUGGAUGACAAAGAAGAAGACAGAUCCUUAAGUUCUUCGCAAGUCUUAACAUUACACAUGGUCAAAGAAGUAGUUACCGUUAAUGCAAUUGCCGAUCAUAAACAGAGACAUUGGAUCAGUUUGCCAGUAACUUCAUCAGCUUGUGUCGAGAUCAUUUGCAAGCCAAGCUAUUAUGAAAAUGUUGCUGAACUUGCUCGAGAUCUGCCAYCAUUUGUAGCCUCAAUCGAAAAGCAUCCUUGGCUUGGACUUGAUGYAAAUGACAUCCUUGARGUCAAGAGAGUCUCCAAGUCGCUUCAAAAAAGCUGUAUAAUAUGUAAAAAUCUCACAAGUGGUUGUGAUAUUGAACUACCUCUCAGCUACACCGCUCGCUUUAAGUCAUUGGGUCAAUGUCCAGUCAGUAACCCAACAAUGGCUGACAUUACUAAACACUGUAGUUUUCCUGUCGUUGUACAA
Molecule: messenger RNA, 681 nt
Organism: Exaiptasia diaphana
Lineage: Eukaryota; Metazoa; Cnidaria; Anthozoa; Actiniaria; Aiptasiidae
Exons: 1
Source: RefSeq, a predicted model, not a curated record